GGUUCUUCUUAAGACAUGAAACGUGCUCGUUCUAAACGCAUGACUAGGCUACUGAUAAGCCUUAUGACUGGUGGCAUCAAUCAGCCUCAGCUACCCGAGACUAAUGUGGGUCCCUCUCAGCCUCAGUUGCCCCAGCCUAUGGCGGGUCCCUCCCAGCAUCAGCCUUCCCUGGCUACAUCGGGUCCAGUCCAGCCUUUGUUGCCCGAGUCUACAGCGGGUCCUUCUCAUCCCCAGCUUCCCCUGCCUACGGCGGGUCUCUCCAAGAGUUUGCCUCAGGAUCCACACCAGACAAUUGAUUCAUUAGAGGAUACUUCUAGUGAUUUGUUGUUCACGAAGAGGAGUCGAGGCCCCACACGAUGCCAUCAAGUUUGGAACAUGCGUGAAGGGCAACGCAUUUUUAUUACCACCAACAAUCUAGGGCAGCCCGUUAAUGAAAAUGUUAGCAAGCUGACAAACUUUUUGGGGACAAUAGCACGUAAUGGGGAUUACGCACCCCUUACAUAUUCUAAUUGGAGGGUAGUGCCAAACGAGAAGAAGGAUGAUAUGUACGAACUUGUCAUGUCCAAGUUUCAGUUUGACAAAGAGAUUAAAUCUUGGGUGUUGAUGUCGAUUGGAAAAAAAUGGAGGGACUGGAAGUGCGAACUGAAGAAAUUCCACUACUCGCCUCAUGAUAAUGAUGAGGCACGGCUAGCAGACCUCAAUGAGCGUGUCCAUAUGGAUCAGUGGAAUGCCCUCAUUGAGUUUUGGAACUCUGAAGAGGGAAAGGCCCGUAAUAAGAUAAAUACGGAAAAUCGAAGAAAACAACGCAUUGGCCACGCUGCAGGCACGAAGAGCUUUGCGCGAAUACGUGAAGAAGAGAGAAACAAGAGGGCCAAUGGGGAGGAUUUGACCCGUGUAGAUAUGUUCUUAUUGACACAUAGACGCAAGAAUGGGAUGCCUGUGGAUGAGGCCUCAGCAAGAGCAAUGGAACAAUUAAAUGAACGAACUUCGCAGCAGCCAGAGGCUUCACAUAACAGCACUGCGAGGAAAGAUAUAUUCUCGGAAGUCAUGGGUGACGAACGACAUGGCCGUGUCCGCACUUACGGGUUAGGUCCCUCUUCUUCUGAUAUAUGGGGCACAACAUCCCAUAGUGUCCAGUCCCAAGGGAUGACCUCCGAUGCUCAGAAGAUAGAUGAACAAUAUGAGGAAUUGCAUGCUGAAAUAUCUUCCCUAAGAGAAACUAUGGCUGAUAGAGAUGCUCAAAUAUCUUCACUAAGAGAAACUAUGGCUGAUAGAGAUGUUCAAAUAUCUUCACUGAGAGAAACUAUGACAACAUUGAUGGCUGCCAUAACGAAUCCAAGCAUUAAUCUAGCUACAUUAUUAGGUGUUUCAGCUAAUCCCAACUUGAACCAACCCUCCUCAUCAUCAAGCCACUUGGUUCCAACCCCUCAGAGAGACUUGGCGAAUAAGGGGAAUUCUACAAGCUGCGCUAAUGUGACUCAAGUUCUUCUUAAGAGUAUUGUAAGGCAUGGGGAUACUCCUUACGUUGACUUGGCGAAUAGCUAUGGCACUGGGAAAAUGUCAGAAUUAGAGAGUUUUCUUGAGACGAACAUAGAGAAGUUCAAAACUUCGCCAAAUGAAUAUUGGCAAGAAAUUAGAGUUGUUCAGGCAAUGCAUGAAGUGGUAAUUGUCUUUGGGUCUUGCCUAAUAUUGCUUGAGUUUUGUGAUUUGGUUUGGAAAUGUGCAACAUUUGAUUAA
Molecule: messenger RNA, 1737 nt
Organism: Magnolia sinica
Lineage: Eukaryota; Viridiplantae; Streptophyta; Magnoliopsida; Magnoliales; Magnoliaceae
Exons: 9
Coding region: 16-1737 (573 amino acids)
Source: RefSeq, a predicted model, not a curated record